Messenger RNA from Ipomoea nil (Japanese morning glory), 2008 nucleotides. RefSeq lists its product as uncharacterized. The record is from RefSeq and is a predicted model, not a curated record. NCBI's taxonomy places the organism in Eukaryota, Viridiplantae, Streptophyta, Magnoliopsida, Solanales, Convolvulaceae. The coding region runs from base 275 to 1771 and encodes 498 amino acids. The transcript is spliced from 7 exons.
CGAUAUUCUAAUUGACAAACAUAUUUUCGAAAGAAAUAAGGAAAAAAAAGAAAAUGUCACGUUACUGUUGUCGCGCCCAUCUGCAAUUCGUUUCCGAAUCACACUCUAAAACCAUUUCUUGCUCAACCCUUACCUCCACCAUUUUCCAAGUUUCAAACUUUCUUAGUCUGAUUCACUUUUUCCCCGAAUAUCCUCCACAGAAAUCUGAAUUCUGUGAAAAUCAGGUCAACGUUGUACUUGGGUUGUAAUCUCUACCUUUAUUGUCUGGGUAGUGAUGGUGGGCGAACGAGGAAUCGGCGAUGAUUCUCCGAUGAUAAAUGGAUCUGAGCCAGAGGCAGAGAGAGGAACUGCAGAAAUUGAAGAAAGAUUGGAGCUUUCUCAAGAGAAAGUGAGGGGUUUUGAACACCCCAGAGAAAGAAAUGAAAAAGAUGAUGGACAUGUUGUGAUUGGCGAUGUGCAGAAAACGCUUGAUCAUAAUGCAACUGCCGGUGCUUCCAGUGAUGGUGUUAACAGUGACACUGCUGCUGCGAGUUUUGGUAAACCCAACAGAGAGGGCUCUUUUAAGACGGGAGGGAAGGAAAAUUCGGUUUGUGCAGUAAAGAUGAAAAGAUUUGGCUUUGAUGUAAACGUAGCGGAUGUUUCUAGCUCGGUGAAUCCCGAUCCUUCUUAUCAUUGCAACACUAUAGAAAAGGUGAAAUCAGUUGACGAUUUCGAGUGUGCGAGUUUUGUGGGCCCGUUGGAGGAGAGAGCUCCAUUGAGAGCGUGGAGUGAGACGAAAAAGAAUGCUUCUCUUCCAUAUUCUCGUGGAGUACCAAAGCCAUGUGUGCGGAAGAUUAAAAACGAGAGGAUGAAGAAAAAGAUCGAGCUUGCCAAGAAAGAACAAGCGGACAAGUUCGCUAAAGUUGCUGCUCCCACAGGGUUGCUAAACGGUUUGAACCCCGGGAUCAUAAACCACGUAAGAAACGGUAAGCAGGUUUAUUCUAUUAUAGAAGCCCUCGUUAGAUCCGAAAAGCACGACAAUUGUCCUGCUGGAGAGAAACACGGGAACCAAAUGAAGAGUGGAGAAAGAAAGGAUCUUGAAAAUAUCGGUGGUUACUCGGCAUUGCCAAAUGAUUUAGACGGGAAUGGUAAGUCAUGUAUGGUCGAGACAAGGGUUUUCGAAAGGACGAAUUAUCACUUGAACUCCACGACAAACGGUAAUGAUGGCGUAAAUGCAUCGAAGCUGCCGUCAGACACAAACAUCAUGUCUUGUGAUGCAUCAGCUAGUGUUACCGCACUCUCCAUUAAAGCUGCUAACGUCGCUUCACAAUGGUUGGAAUUGCUUAAUCAAGACACUAAAGGACGUCUUGCGGCAUUGCGAAGCAGUAGAAAGAGGGUCCGGGAGGUUAUUCAGACGAAAUUCCCGGGCCUAAUUUCGAGGGAAUUCUCUUGUAAUCCACAAGAUUCUGGUGCCGGGCAAUUUGAACAAGCUACUGCUAGUGCGCAUCAUGCUAGAUGGAUCGCAAUGUUCGAUCAGAUGGAGAAAACUCUUUCCGAGGAAGAGAGUCAGCUGGUAAGCUGGCGCAAACAAGUCCAGGAAAUGCAGUUGCAAUGCGAAUGGGGCCUUACCAAAUACAACGGGCCAUAUGGUUCGCCUCAACCUUCUGCACUACAUAACGACGACAGAUCGGAGACUGAUCCAGAGCGGGAUUUGGCUGUCAGAGCUGCUGCAGCUUCGAUUUAUUCGACCUGCAACUUUCUGGCAUCAACUGAAAACCUACCCUGUUGCUGAUCAUUCUAACCACUGCAACUCACGAACACGCCAAUAUUUAUUCCAUAUUUAUCCACUUUCGAGUUCUUCCUUCCAUCGAUCCUCUCUCGUUUUCAUGAACACUAGCCAUUUCGCCCUUUUUCUCAUGGCUGAAGUGAUUGCUAUUAGUAAUAAGUAGCUGAAGUUGUUUCUCACUGAAAGUGAUAAGAAUUUGCAAUAAAUGUAUAUAUACUGCUAGAGUUGUCAUGUGUUAUUUCA